AUGUCUUUUCCCACAGAUAUCCCAGAUUGGAAUAACCUCAACGUCAUUCACAGAGGUACGCUUCCACCUAGGGCGCACUUCUAUCAAUAUGUUUCAGAAAAAGGAGCCCUUUCGCUAGACCGAAACGAGAGUGAAUAUGUAUCGCUAAACGGGACUUGGAAGUUUCGCCAUGAUGAAUCCCCUUUUGAAGCACCUGACUGGGCAUCAGCCGAUCCCUUGAGCUGGGAUGAUAUUCAGGUCCCAGGAAUGUGGCAAUUGCAAGGAUACUCUCAUCCGACCUACACCAAUGUCAACUAUCCAUUUCAUGUGAACCCUCCUCACGUUCCAAUUAUCAACGAGACUGGGUCGUACUGGAAGGAGUUUACUACACCACCGAAAUGGGAUCAACAACAGAUUCGACUCCGCUUUGAGGGUGUUGACAGCGCUUUUCACCUGUGGGUAAAUGGAGAGCAGGUCGGCUAUUCUCAAGGCUCGCGCAAUCCUGCAGAGUUUGACAUCACUUCUGUUCUUCUCCCGGCUGGAUCAAUGAACACCAUCGCAGUCCGUGUCUAUGAAUUCUGCGAUGGGUCAUAUAUUGAGCGACAAGACCAAUGGCUCUUGAGUGGUAUCUUCAGGGAUGUUGGCUUACUGGCUUUCCUGUCAGAUUCGAUAACAGACUUCAGCGCCGUCGCAACUCUUAGUGAAGAUCUCUCAUUGGCAACCCUUGAUACAACCGUCAAAAUCCAGGGCACUCAUAGCAACAUUGAGGCCAAGUUAUAUAAACCGAAUGGCGGACUGAUGCAUUGUUCGACGUUCUCAUCUACCGAAAAUAGCAUCAUCCAGGUAUCAGGGAAUGAUCUGCAUCUCUGGUCCGCCGAGAACCCCGUCUUGUAUACCCUAUUGAUUACAUUCAACGGCCGAACCAUUCCACAGCGCAUCGGCUUUCGGCGUGUUGAACUGAAAGAUUCAAAUUUCUUGGUUAACGGGAAGCCUAUCAUCCUCUAUGGCGUUAAUCGGCACGAACACCAUCACCUUCAUGGCCGGGCGGUACCUUAUGAAAGCAUGCGUGAAGACCUUAUCAUGAUGAAAAGGCACAACAUCAAUGCGCUCCGAUGUUCCCAUCAACCAAAUGAUCCUCGUCUAUACGAUGUCUGCGAUGAGCUUGGUCUAUACGUCAUGGCUGAGGCAGAUCUUGAGACUCACGGAUUCGCUCCCGUUGAGCGUUCAAACAUUCCCAACCAGCAUCUCAUGACCGAAUACGAGAUCCAAGAAACAUCCUACAAGAUGGCAAAAAGGUGGACUUCCGACAACCCAGAAUGGAAGGAUGCUUACCUUGACCGAGCCAUCGAGCUAGUUGAGCGAUUCAAAAAUUUCACCAGCAUUAUCAUGUGGUCUCUCGGAAAUGAGGCUUUUUAUGGCCAAAACCACGUUAGCAUGUAUAAGUGGAUCAAGAACGCCGAUCCGACGCGUUUGGUCCACUACGAGGGUGACCGGGAGGCUCUAAGUACCGAUCUUUACUCUACCAUGUACUGGAGUAUCGAUGCCCUCAAGAAGCAUGUUGCUGAGAAAACCGAUAAGCCACUGAUUCAGUGCGAAUAUGGCCAUGCCAUGGGCAACGGUCCUGGAGGAUUGAAAGAAUACAUCGAAGCUUACCGCACAGAAAGACUUCUCCAAGGGGGCUUUAUCUGGGAGUGGUGCAACCAUGGUCUUCGAAAGAGGGAUGGAGACACUUCAUACUAUGCAUACGGUGGCGACUUUGGAGAUGAACCUAACGACGCAGACUUCAUUCUCGAUGGACUGGUUUUUUCCGACCACAAACCAAGCCCCGGACUGAUCGAGUACAAGAAAGUGAUCGAGCCAGUCACGGUGUCGCUGUGUCAAAAUGAGCGACGUCUGGAACUGGUAAACCGCUAUGACUUCAAUACACUCGAUCAUCUUUCUGCAUCAUGGCAUCUUGUCACAGACACCAGCACUACCGAGCCCAAAGACUGGGACUUGCCGCAAAUCAAGCCUGGUCAAUCCAAGGUGCUUGAUUUCCCUGGAGACGUAAGCUUUGCCACUAAGCCAACGUGGCUCACUAUCAACUUCUGUUUAAAGAGAGAUAUGGCAUGGGCGCCUCGUGGACAUGAGAUCGCCUGGGCACAGGUCCCGCUACACAAGACCGAAGAUUUCACUACCCCUGCGUCUUUGAGCCCUCCACACAUGAUAUUAUCCUUACGUGAAGGACCAGGUCGACUCUACGUCACCUCGAAUGCCCUUGGGUCUAGUUUCACUUACGAUCUAAUUCGAGGAUAUUUGUCUUGGUUCACUGAUAUGGGCAAGAUCUUCCACCGCGGGCCACUGCUAGGUAUAUACCGUGCUCUAACCCAAAACGACCUUGGCCUGGAGGGUCCCUGUGUGGAAUGGGACCGCUUCCGUGUAAGGAGCACUCGGAUGCUUAUCGAAUCUGCUACCUGGAAUGUUAACGAUAACGGAAGCGUGUCCAUUACUACAAAUGUUAGGGUUGCGCCUACGGUGCUGGAGUGGGCAAUGGAGGCCACCCUCACUUACACUAUCACCGAUUCAUCUGUCAGUCUUCACGUCAAAGGAUAUUUUAGCGGCACACAUCCAAAAUACAUCCCGCGACUUGGCUUGACUCUUCGAUUGCCCCGUCGUUACGAUGCUGCCACAUGGUUUGGCAGAGGUCCUGGAGAAUCUUACCGCGACACGAAGGAAAGUGCCCGCUUUGGCAGAUACACUGCUUCUCUAGAUAAUGGACUAGAGACCCCAUACGAGUGGCCGCAAGAAAAUGGUAACCGUGUGGAUACGCGAUGGGUGCGGUUACAUUCAUCGCUUCCAGAUACCUCAUAUUCGGCGUCUGUCGCGGCUCAUUCCCCUUUCCCGCAGAUGCAGGUCUCGAUGGACAAACCCUUUAGUUUUUCCUUGCGAAAAUAUGCUAUGGAUGAGAUUGACCGCGCAAAGCAUCCCCAUGAACUUUCGGAGUUGGAUGAUGAGACUGAACUCAACAUUGACUAUUUACAUGAUGGAAUUGGUACUGCUAGCUGUGGUCCUGGUCCUUUUGAGGCUCACAGGCUGGAGGCCGGGCCAUUUGAAUUCACCACCAUAUUCAGUCUUGUCGAAUGA
Penicillium soppii is the source of this 3102-nucleotide messenger RNA. Its product is annotated as putative beta-galactosidase. The record is from RefSeq and is a predicted model, not a curated record. Gene Ontology annotation, cellular component: beta-galactosidase complex. Gene Ontology annotation, biological process: lactose catabolic process. NCBI's taxonomy places the organism in Eukaryota, Fungi, Ascomycota, Eurotiomycetes, Eurotiales, Aspergillaceae. Bases 1 to 3102 code for a protein of 1033 amino acids. The transcript is spliced from 2 exons. Gene Ontology annotation, molecular function: carbohydrate binding; beta-galactosidase activity.